UUGAAAGAAAAAAAACUAUGGAUUAUUCAUCUAAUUCUCGUUGGGCUUUGCCAGUUAUCUUAGUUUGCUUUUUUAUAGUUUUAUUAUCCAAUAAUGUUGUUUUUGCUUCUCACAAAGUUUUUAUUCAUUUGCAAUCUCAAAAUGCUGUAAAUGUUCAAACUGUUCAUAGAACUGGUUACCAUUUUCAGCCAGAAAAACAUUGGAUCAAUGAUCCCAAUGCACCAAUGUAUUUCAAUGGAGUCUACCAUCUAUUCUACCAAUACAACCCAAACGGGUCAGUAUGGGGCAAUAUUGUUUGGGCUCAUUCAGUUUCAAAGGACUUAAUCAAUUGGAUCAAUUUAGAACCCGCAAUUUACCCAUCCAAACCCUUUGAUCAAUUCGGUACGUGGUCUGGAUCUGCAACUAUUCUACCUGGUAACAAGCCUGUUAUCUUGUACACUGGAAUAGUAGAUGCCAACCAAACUCAAGUUCAAAACUACGCGAUUCCAGCUAACUUAUCUGAUCCAUAUCUCCGUGAAUGGAUCAAACCUGAUAACAAUCCAUUGAUUGUAGCUGAUGCUAGUAUCAACAAGACCAAAUUUCGUGAUCCAACGACCGCAUGGAUGGGUAAAGAUGGACAUUGGAGAAUUGUGAUGGGAAGUUUGAGGAAACAUAGUAGGGGUUUAGCUAUAAUGUAUAGAAGCAAAGAUUUCAUGAAAUGGGUUAAGGCUAAACACCCACUUCACUCAACUAACGGUACUGGAAAUUGGGAAUGUCCUGAUUUUUUCCCUGUUGCAUUGAAAGGAACUAAUGGGAUAGAUCAAUAUGGUGAAGAAUAUAAAUAUGUGCUUAAGAAUAGUAUGGAUCUUACUCGAUUUGAGUACUAUACUCUUGGUAAGUACGAUACAAAAAAAGAUAGGUAUGUUCCAGAUGUUGGUUCUAUUGAUAGUUGGAAGGGAUUGAGAUUCGAUUAUGGUAAUUUCUAUGCAUCAAAGACUUUCUAUGAUACUAGCAAAAAUCGAAGGGUUAUUUGGGGUUGGUCUAAUGAAUCAGAUAUAUUCCCUGAGGAUGAUAACGCGAAAGGAUGGGCUGGAAUUCAAUUGAUCCCACGUAAAGUAUGGCUUGAUCCAAGUGGUAAACAAUUGAUUCAAUGGCCUGUUGAAGAAUUAGAAACCCUAAGAACCCAAAAGGUUCAAUUGAGUAACAAAAAGUUGAACAAUGGUGAAAAAGUUGAAGUUACAGGAAUCACACCUGCACAGGCAGAUGUUGAAGUGACAUUUUCUUUUGCAAGUUUGGAUAAAGCAGAGUCAUUUGAUUCUAGUUGGACUGAUAUGUAUGCACAAGAUGUUUGUGGACUCAAGGGUGCAGAUGUACAAGGUGGUCUUGGGCCAUUUGGUCUUGCUACAUUGGCUACUGAAAACUUGGAAGAAAACACACCUGUUUUCUUCCGAGUUUUCAAAGCACAACAAAAUUACAAGGUUCUCUUGUGCUCUGACGCUAAAAGGUCAACUCUUAAGUUCAAUGAAACAAUGUACAAAGUUUCAUUUGCUGGAUUUGUGGAUGUUGAUUUGGCUGACAAGAAAUUGUCACUCAGAAGCUUGAUUGAUAAUUCAGUUAUAGAAAGUUUUGGUGCGGGUGGAAAGACAUGUAUAACAUCGAGGGUUUAUCCAACAUUGGCGAUUAAUGAGAAGGCACAUUUAUUUGCGUUCAACAAUGGAACUGAGCCAAUCACAAUUGAGACUUUGGAUGCAUGGAGUAUGGGCAAAGCUAAGAUACAAUAUUGAAAAAAGAAUUAGGAGAAAGGAACUAUGGAAAAGGGGGGAAAUAUGAGAUUUUGAUGGACAUAAGAGUUUGUUAUUUUGAUAUUUCAACUCUAUUUUUGUUUAUCAAAUUAGAUAGAUAUCCCUUGAGUCAAAAAA
Solanum tuberosum (potato) is the source of this 1898-nucleotide messenger RNA. The record is from RefSeq and is a predicted model, not a curated record. Lineage: Eukaryota; Viridiplantae; Streptophyta; Magnoliopsida; Solanales; Solanaceae.